AUGCGGACGAAUCCUUCAACCCCUGCUACUUCGCGCAAGGGCGCCAUCGUGUGGCUCAUAUGCAACUUGGAACGAGUGAGAGAAGCCGCGAAACCCUCGGGUUUGGAGCCCGGCGCCGCCGCGUGCGGUCUGAAGCCCCUGACCCCGAACAGCAAGUACGUGAAGCUGAACGUGGGCGGCUCGCUGCACUACACCACGCUCCGCACGCUCACCGGCCAGGACACCAUGCUCAAAGCCAUGUUCAGCGGCCGCGUGGAGGUGCUCACCGACGCCGGAGGUUGGGUGUUGAUUGACCGGAGCGGCCGCCACUUUGGUACGAUCCUCAACUACCUGCGGGAUGGAUCCGUUCCACUACCUGAGAGUACCAGAGAGCUUGGGGAGCUGCUGGGUGAAGCUCGCUACUACCUGGUGCAGGGCCUGAUCGAGGACUGCCAGCUGGCGCUGCAGCAAAAAAGGGAGCACCUGUCCCCGCUGUGCCUCAUCCCCACGGUGACAUCGCCCCGCGAGGAGCAACAGCUCCUGGCCAGCACCUCCAAGCCCGUGGUGAAGCUCCUGCACAACCGCAGUAACAACAAGUACUCCUACACCAGCACCUCAGACGACAACCUACUUAAGAACAUUGAGCUGUUUGACAAACUGGCCCUGCGCUUCCACGGGCGGCUGCUCUUCCUCAAGGAUGUGCUGGGGGACGAGAUCUGCUGCUGGUCCUUCUAUGGGCAGGGCCGCAAGAUCGCCGAGGUGUGCUGCACCUCCAUUGUCUACGCCACGGAGAAAAAGCAAACCAAGGUGGAAUUCCCAGAGGCCCGGAUCUUUGAGGAGACCCUGAAUAUCCUGAUCUACGAGACUCCCCGCGGCCCAGACCCAGCCCUUCUGGAGGCCACAGGAGGUGCUGCUGGAGGUGGUGGGACCACCCGAGGGGAGGAUGAGGAGAGCAGAGAGCACCGGGUCCGCAGGAUCCACGUCCGGCGCCACAUCACCCAUGACGAGCGUCCGCAUGGCCAACAGAUUGUCUUCAAGGACUGACCUUGACCCUUCCCCUGCCUCCUGCUUCUGGGUCCCAGCCCUUACUGUCCUCUCUCCCUUUCCCG
Fukomys damarensis (Damara mole-rat) is the source of this 1088-nucleotide messenger RNA. It is a transcript of the gene Kctd13, whose product is annotated as potassium channel tetramerization domain containing 13. The coding region runs from base 1 to 1023 and encodes 340 amino acids. Lineage: Eukaryota; Metazoa; Chordata; Mammalia; Rodentia; Bathyergidae. The record is from RefSeq and is a predicted model, not a curated record. Gene Ontology annotation, cellular component: Cul3-RING ubiquitin ligase complex. Gene Ontology annotation, biological process: proteasome-mediated ubiquitin-dependent protein catabolic process; protein homooligomerization; protein ubiquitination. Gene Ontology annotation, molecular function: ubiquitin-protein transferase activity; protein binding. The transcript is spliced from 7 exons.